AUGGAGUGGUUAAAAUCCGCCGCGGCGUCAGCGGUCUCGCGUGGUCCUGCGUUUGGAUACUCUUUCGGCGACCGGGUUGAUCUUGAUGAUUCGAUAUGGGCGUUACAUAAUGGGACUAAGAAGGACGACGGAAGUAAAUGUUCCAUCUUCGCAUUCGAUAUCAAUGCCAAUAAAUCGAGAUUACCGCUUGCUAAGAACGCGCUGAGGAAGUGGAGGACUUUACGGCAUCCUGGGGUUGUGAGGGUUUUGGAUACUCUUGAGACAGAUACAAACAUUUAUAUUGCCACCGAAAGAGUGGUGCCGCUUGGAUGGCAUGUUAAAAGGAAUGCGCUGAAUACGGAGACGAUUAAGUGGGGAUUAUAUACCAUAUCAACAACGAUGAGGUUUGUCAACGAAGAUGCGAGCUCGAUACAUGGGAAUCUAAGGGUUUCGUCGAUAUAUACCACCGAGAGCGGGGAAUGGAAGUUGGCGGGGUUCGAGGUGCUUAGUUCUUUGAAGGAGGAGGAUCCGGCAAUAUAUACGUAUGGAGGUUUAUUACCGGAUUCUACACGAUAUGCUGCGCCGGAGAUUGGACGAGGUGGAUGGGAUGGAUUGAAGAAUCAGGCAAUCCACGUCACCGACUCCUGGAACAUGGGCACCUUAAUCUACGAAAUCUUCAACGGCUACUUCUCCACCGCCGACCAACUUUCCCAAAUAAAAUCAAUCCCACCGCCGAUGGGUACACCCUACAAACGUCUAACCCAAACGAACCCCAAAAUGCGACUACCCAUCUCCCAUUUCCUCGAACAAGGAAAACGUUCCAACGGCUUCUUCGAUACUCCACUAAUCAGAUGUUGCGAAUUUAUCGAAAACAUGGGGGUGAAGGAUGAUCGCGAACGAGAGGAGUUCUUACAAAACUUGGAGGAUACGAAAGAUCAAUUCCCCGAAGAAUUCUUCAAAGCGAAAGUUCUACCGGAGUUAUUGAAAUCGGUGGAAUACGGCGGUGGUGGACCCAAGGUGUUCUCGGUGGUACUCAUGAUCGCUGAGAAACUUAACGAAGACGAAUGGGAGAGUACCAUAACCCCCUGCGUCGUCAGAUUAUUCUCCAGCCCAGAUCGAGCAAUCCGAGUCUUCCUACUAGACAACCUCCCCAGGAUGAUCGAACAUCUACCCAAAAAAGUAGUCAGCGACAGUAUCUUCCCACAAUUGGUAACCGGCUUCUCCGACGUCGCGCCGAUAGUCCGCGAACAAACCGUCAAAUCGAUAUUAAUAAUAAUCGACAAACUGUCAGACCGUCAAAUCAACGGUGAUCUAUUGAAAUACCUAGCAAAGACCCAAAAUGACGAACAACCGGGUAUAAGAACGAAUACUACGAUAUGUCUGGGGAAAAUAGCAAAGAAUUUGGGACAGCAUACUAGAGCUAAAGUUCUUGCUGCGGCGUUUACUAGAAGUUUGAGGGAUCCGUUCGUGCAUGCUAGGAAUGCGGCGUUGAUGGCGUUGGCUGCUACGGCUGAUUGUUUCGAUGAGACGGAUUGUGCGACGAAGUGUUUACCGGCGAUUUGUGUGGGGUUGAUUGAUAAGGAGAAGAUCAUCCGAGUACAAGCCCAAAAGACAAUGGACGUCUUCCUAGCCCGGAUCAAAACCCUUACAGCAAACAUGCCAGACUCAGCAUUACCCCCCGUAGAUGCCAACGGAGUUCCAACGGGCACAUCAGCAGCAGCAGGAGGAGGCGGUGUAGCCGGUGGAGCUCCACGAAUGGGAACCCCUCAAAACGACGCAUCAUGGGCCGGAUGGGCUAUUUCAUCAUUCACGAAGAAAUUGGGAUCCGUAACCGGCGAGAUUCAAGCACAGGGUACUACAGCUACGUCAGGAGUUUCUACACCUGCGGGUGAGGAAAGUGGUACGCUUGGAGUUCCUUCGUCUACUACUGGUAAUACUGGUAGUAGACCUGGUAGUAGUUCUUUACAACGCCAGGCAUUCGGUGGGAUGAAUACAAAUACAAGUAGAGGAGGGGGAGGAGGAGGAGGGUUAAUGGCCGACGACGGUGGAGAUGAUGAUUUAGAUGCUUGGGGGGAUAUGGAUGAUACACCGAAAACCGUGGAGGAAAAGAAGAAUACGACUAUUAGCGGGUUUGGAAGGACUACCAUGACGACGACGGAGGAUGAUGUUAUUAGUAGUUUUGCGGCUAAUAAGGGGAAGAGUAGUUUACCCAAGGGAUUGGGGAAGAAAACUACUACCUCUACUACUACUACUACCCCUGCUUCUAAUAGUACGGGAACCGGGGCGGUUAAGAGUAGACCUAUUGUUAGUCGAGCUGUUAAGCCAGCUGCUAAGAAGGUUUUACCGGCUGCUGCUACUACUACUGCUGCGAAGAAGAAGACGGAAGAAGAAGGGGAUGCGUGGGGGAAUGAUAAUUGGGAUGUCGAUUGGAAGUAG
This is a messenger RNA of Orbilia oligospora ATCC 24927, 2415 nucleotides long. RefSeq lists its product as uncharacterized. NCBI's taxonomy places the organism in Eukaryota, Fungi, Ascomycota, Orbiliomycetes, Orbiliales, Orbiliaceae. Gene Ontology annotation, cellular component: cytoplasm. The transcript has 7 exons. Gene Ontology annotation, biological process: protein phosphorylation; tRNA export from nucleus. The record is from RefSeq and is a predicted model, not a curated record. Gene Ontology annotation, molecular function: protein kinase activity; ATP binding. Bases 1 to 2415 code for a protein of 804 amino acids.